AUGUCGACUACGACCUACGUGACUGAUGAUUCGGGCGUGAAGUACAUUGCCAGCUCUCAGCGUCCCGAUGGCUCCUGGAGAAAGGCACGUCGGGUGAAGGACGGGUACACACCUCAGGAAGAAGUGCCCAUUUACAUGUCCAAGGGCAAGCUGAUAAAGCAGGAGCGAACUAAUGCGGGCAUUCCCGGACUCGGCUUCGUCGACAUGGACGUCCCCACAACUCAGAAAGCUCAAACUGUCGCUGUCAAAAUGAAGACCGCCACCUUGGAGCCGGAGACGAUAAUGCCGACGGCGAAGAGCAAAGCAAAGAGCAAGGCCAAGUCUUCCCUUUCUAGUACAAACAACAACGUCGAUUUGGGUGAUCUUAGCGACCUAAUCGACGACCCCAAUGUGAUCUACAGCCUGCCGCAGGGCGUGUCGCUGCAGCCAACCAUACGUGCGUUGCCCGACUCUAGCGAGUGGAAAACCGUCAAGUCAAAGAGCAACAAGAGUCAAAAGAAGAACUCCUUUAGCAGUGAUCACACCAGUGAAGAUGGGCCUGCUGCCAGUGCUGCUGCUGCCAAGGAGAACAUAAAGAGCACCGCAAAGGCCGUUGGUGGUGGAGGUGCUGUCUCCAGUAAUAGCACCAAGAGUGCACCAUCAUCUGCAUCCGGCAAAGGGUCUGCUUCAGCAGCGACGACCUCCACCGCCAACAACAACAGCAGCGAUGCUGGUCUGCCUUCCACCACCACUGAUCCAGUGAAGCGGUUACGAAACCUUCGAAAGAAGCUCAAGGAGAUUGAGGCGCUCAAGUCCAAGGAUACGUCCACGCUGGAGAAGGACCAGCUGGACAAGCUGGAGCGCUACACCGAGAUUGUACAGCAAAUUGAGCAGCUGGCAAAGUUGGUCGAACAGCAGCAGCUCUAG
Rhagoletis zephyria (snowberry fruit fly) is the source of this 906-nucleotide messenger RNA. The record is from RefSeq and is a predicted model, not a curated record. Lineage: Eukaryota; Metazoa; Arthropoda; Insecta; Diptera; Tephritidae.